Messenger RNA from Dipodomys spectabilis (banner-tailed kangaroo rat), 998 nucleotides. Its product is annotated as olfactory receptor 4M1. NCBI's taxonomy places the organism in Eukaryota, Metazoa, Chordata, Mammalia, Rodentia, Heteromyidae. The record is from RefSeq and is a predicted model, not a curated record. The coding region runs from base 37 to 978 and encodes 313 amino acids. Gene Ontology annotation, biological process: G protein-coupled receptor signaling pathway. Gene Ontology annotation, cellular component: membrane. The transcript has a single exon. Gene Ontology annotation, molecular function: G protein-coupled receptor activity; olfactory receptor activity.
UUUUUCAUAGCUGUACGAUGAAAAAAAUCUGAAGAAAUGGAACCUGAAAAUUAUACCAGGGUGACAGAAUUUGUUCUUACUGGUCUUUCUCAGACUCCGGAGAUGCAACUAAUCCUAUUUGUUAUAUUUCUAUCCUUCUAUUUUUUCAUCCUUCCAGUGAAUAUCCUUAUCAUUUGUACCAUCAAGCUUGACCCACACCUAACUUCUCCUAUGUACUUCCUGCUGGCUAAUCUGGCCUUCCUUGAUAUUUGGUACUCCUCCAUCACAGCCCCUAAGAUGCUUGUAGACUUCUUUGUGGAGAGGAAGAUUAUUUCCUUUGGGGGGUGUAUUGCGCAGCUUUUCUUCUUGCACUUUGUUGGGGCUUCAGAGAUGUUCCUGCUCACAGUGAUGGCCUUUGACCGCUAUGCUGCUAUCUGCCGUCCUCUCCAUUAUGCGACCAUCAUGAAUCGACGUCUCUGCUGUAUCCUGGUGGCUCUGUCCUGGAUGGGAGGCUUCAUUCAUUCUAUAAUUCAGGUGGUUCUCAUUGUUAGACUUCCCUUCUGUGGACCCAAUGAGUUAGACAAUUAUUUCUGUGACAUCACACAGGUUGUACGGAUUGCCUGUGCCAACACCUUCUCAGAGGAGUUAGUGAUGAUCUUCAGCAGUGGUUUGAUUUCUGUGGUGUGUUUCAUUGCUCUUUUAGUGUCCUAUGCUUUCCUUCUGGCCAUGCUCAAGAAACACUCAGGCUCAGGUGAGAGUACCAGUAGGGCUAUAUCCACCUGCUAUUCCCACAUCACCAUAGUGGUGCUAAUGUUUGGUCCAUCCAUCUACAUUUAUGCUCGCCCUUUUGACUCCUUUUCCCCAGAUAAAGUGGUAUCUGUGUUUCAUACUGUGAUAUUCCCUCUACUUAAUCCCAUCAUCUAUACAUUACGAAACAAGGAAGUAAAAACAGCCAUGAGGAAGUUGUUCAGCAGAUAUUAUUUACAUAGGGAAAAGUGAAAGCUAGAUGAUACAUUUUA